This is a messenger RNA of Ictalurus furcatus (blue catfish), 1307 nucleotides long. It is a transcript of the gene golga7ba, whose product is annotated as golgin A7 family, member Ba. The record is from RefSeq and is a predicted model, not a curated record. The coding region runs from base 485 to 1006 and encodes 173 amino acids. Gene Ontology annotation, cellular component: palmitoyltransferase complex. Lineage: Eukaryota; Metazoa; Chordata; Actinopteri; Siluriformes; Ictaluridae. The transcript has 5 exons. Gene Ontology annotation, biological process: peptidyl-L-cysteine S-palmitoylation; protein targeting to membrane.
GUUAGUUAGUUAGAUGGAUGAUUGGUUAGUUAGUUAGUUAGUUAGGUGUGUGGUUAGUUAGUUAGUUAGGUAGGUAGGUAGUUAGGUAGUUAGUUGGACGGAGUGUGGGUUUAUUUUGUUUUGGGCUUUUUAUUCGGACUGGACUGUUGGAAAGGAAAAACAGUUUUGUUUUUUUUAAAUAGAAAUGCUGCGCGUGCGCGCUAUAGCGGUGUCCUGUCCGCGCGAGCCAAAUCAAAUCGAACCGUUGAGAUGUGUACCGCGUGCCCUCGCGCGCGGAGGGGGGUUGGGGUUGGGGGGGGGGCUGACGUAGCAGCCGAGCUGGUACAUCAAAGAGGAUAAAGCGGCAAUCAAAGCCACGCGCCGCUAACCUCAGCACAUAAACACUCUGUAUUUCGGUGGAGUUUUUCUUUUCAUUGAUUUUUUUUUUGCUUGUUUUGUUUUUCUCCAAGUAAAUCCCGUUAAAACAGGGGGGAAAUCUCCGGGAAUGCUUUCAGCACCGCGGACAGCCACCGGGAGAACCACACUGCCCUACUGCCACCAGUCUUUCCAUAAUCUACAGGAGCUGAGGCACAGCGCGUCUCUGGCUAAUAAAGUAUUUAUCCAGAGAGAUUACUCUGAGGGAACUGUCUGCAAAUUCCAGACCAAAUUCCCCUCCGAACUGGACAGCCGGAUUGAGAAGACUCUGUUCGAGGACACUGUGAAGACGCUAAAUAAUUACUAUGCGGAGGCAGAGAAGAUCGGAGGCCACGCCUACCUUGAGGGUUGCCUCGCCUGCAUAACAGCCUACCUCAUUUUCCUCUGCAUGGAGACACGCUACGAAAAGGUCCUGAAAAAAAUCUCACGGUACAUUCAGGAGCAGAAUGAGAAGAUCUACGCUCCCAGAGGCCUCCUCAUUACUGACCCUAUAGAGAGGGGCAUGAGAGUGAUUGAGAUCAGUAUCUAUGAAGACAGAGGUUCCAGUGGAUCCAGUUCAGGAAGCAGUACCACCAGUAGCAGUGGACGAUAAUCUUCCCACACACACACACACACACACACACACACACACACACACAUACACACACUUGCACCUUUUACCUUCAUGUUCCCCCUCUGUGAACGGACGCAUUCGCUGGUUCAAGUAGAAAAGACACAAACAUCACGAUCACCAACACGGUCCCUCUGCAGCUCACACUACGUGAGAGUGGGCGUGGCUCUGUGUCCAUAUAUGGAAUCUUCAAGUAGGAAAACGCAGUUCAUUUGCAUUUCUGUGCCACGUGUUAGGACUGUUAGGAUUUCUAAGGGUAUAAUAAUCUUCACUGUUAGUUAGG